AUCUCGCGAGAGUUGCUGCGUCUGCUCCUCAGCGUCCGAGAGGACUGUGUCCGGGCCCGGGCUUCGUAGGUCACCGAUGGCUGCGCAGCGCGGGCUGACCAACUCCCCCCUGCGGAUACUAGAGGAGGCUCUGGGCACUAGCCUGACGGCCGAGGGCGAGGCGUCGGACGCGGCGGCGGCGGAGGGCGCCUACUACCUAGAGCAGGUCACUAUAACUGAGCCAUCUGAAGAUGAUUGUGAAUAUGAAGAGAUACCAGAUGACAAUUACAGCAUUCCAGAAGGGGAAGAAGAUCUGGCAAAAGCAACUCAUUUGGUUCAAGAACACACUACAGAUACUAAAAUUCUGGAGCAGAAAACGAUUCUUCCUUCAAAGCAUGCUACCCAAGAAGCAAUAGAAGACUUUCUAUGUAAUUUCCUAAUCAAAAUGGGAAUGACCAGGACACUUGAUUGCUUUCAGACUGAAUGGUAUGAACUGAUACAAAAGGGAGUAACAGAACUUAGAACUUUUGGAAAUGUUCCAGAUGUCUAUACCCAAGUUAUGCUUUUGGAGAGUGAGAACAGAAAUUUGAAGAAAGAAUUGAAGCGCUUCAAACAAGCAGCUGACAAGGCUAGAGAAGAUCUGAUGAAAACUCAGAAACAACGGGAUUUUCACCAAAUGCAUCACAAACGAAUAAUACAAGAAAAAAACAAACUGGUUAAUGACCUCAAAGGGCUGAAGUUACAUUACGCAUCUUAUGAACCAACUUUGAGGGUAUUGCAUGAGAAGCACCAUGCUUUACUGAAGGAGAAAAUGCUGACCUCUUUGGAAAGAGACAGAGCUGUUGGAAAGAUUUCUGGGCUUCACACAGCCCUGAAGGACAUAGAUGUGGGGAACAGUGUUUACAUUCCUAUCAUUGGAGUUAGUCACAGUUGUGAAAAAGAAAAUAGGCCACAAGUAGCUACUCAGAAUGUUCUUCUGGAAGCCAAAGAAGAAAAUGAAAAUAAAGCAAAGAUGAAAGAUAAUAAAAAGGAUUCAGAAUUUCCCGUAUACAUGCAACCAAAUUCAAAUGUGAAUAUGUAUAAAGAAAGUCUUUGUCCAGCAAAAUUCAACUACAGGCUGCAUAACAUUUUUAGACUACAUGAACUUCCCGUGAGCUGUAUUGUCAUGCAUCCCUGCAAAGACAUCCUGAUCUCCUGCAGUGAAGAUCACCUCUGGCGGAUGGUGGACCUCCCAAAUGGCAAUGUCCUUCUCACAGGACGUGGCCAUACUGACUGGCUGUCCGGCUGCUGCUUCCAUCCCAGUGAGGACAAAGUGGCUACUUCAAGUGGUGACAGUACAAUUAAACUAUGGGACCUGUCUAAUGGUGACUGCAUUCUGACCCUUGAAGGACACAACUAUGCAGUAUGGUCCUGCACAUGGCAUUCAAGUGGCAAUUUUGUGGCUUCUGCCUCACUGGAUAUGACUAGCAAAAUCUGGGAUAUUAACAGUGAAAGAUGCAGAUAUACUUUGUACGGACACACAGACUCUGUGAACAGCAUUGAGUUUUUUCCUUUCUCCAACACUCUUCUCACUGCUUCUGCAGACAAGACGCUGUCAGUGUGGGAUGCACGAACGGGAAAAUGUGAACACUCACUGUAUGGCCACAUGCAUUCCAUAAACGAUGCCACCUUCAUUCCUCAGGGUCAUUUAAUAGCAUCCUGUGAUGCCCGUGGGGUCAUCAAACUUUGGGACUUUCGGAAGCUCUUCCCAAUUGUGUCCAUUGAUGUAGGUCCAAGUCCGGGCAAUGAGGUCAACUUUGAUUCAACAGGUCGAGUUUUAGCUCAGGCGAGCAGCAAUGGUGUUAUCCAUUUGCUAGAUCUUAAAUCUGGGGAGAUUCAUAAACUGAUGGGCCACGAGAGUGAGGCGCACACGGUGGUGUUCUCCCACACAGGGGAGCAUCUGUAUUCCGGAGGAUCCGAUGGCACCAUCCGGGUGUGGUUUUGACCGCUUUCAGCAGUGUGUCCCACUGGAAGGGCAUUCCCUCCAAGGCUUGAAAACACCCCAGUC
Jaculus jaculus (lesser Egyptian jerboa) is the source of this 2026-nucleotide messenger RNA. RefSeq names its product sperm associated antigen 16 (gene Spag16). The coding region runs from base 77 to 1963 and encodes 628 amino acids. Lineage: Eukaryota; Metazoa; Chordata; Mammalia; Rodentia; Dipodidae. Gene Ontology annotation, biological process: axoneme assembly. The transcript has 16 exons. Gene Ontology annotation, molecular function: protein binding. The record is from RefSeq and is a predicted model, not a curated record. Gene Ontology annotation, cellular component: axonemal central apparatus.